Molecule: messenger RNA, 2216 nt
Organism: Labrus mixtus (cuckoo wrasse)
Lineage: Eukaryota; Metazoa; Chordata; Actinopteri; Labriformes; Labridae
Gene: prps1b
Product: phosphoribosyl pyrophosphate synthetase 1B
Exons: 7
Coding region: 214-1176 (320 amino acids)
Biological process (GO): 5-phosphoribose 1-diphosphate biosynthetic process; purine nucleotide biosynthetic process; ribonucleoside monophosphate biosynthetic process
Cellular component (GO): cytoplasm; ribose phosphate diphosphokinase complex
Molecular function (GO): magnesium ion binding; ATP binding; ribose phosphate diphosphokinase activity
Source: RefSeq, a predicted model, not a curated record
AGCGUGCGCGCCACCUCGGGAGGAAAACCCGUUCGCGACAUGUGUGGGACAUAAUGGUGGAUAGGUAGGGAAUACACUUUAGCUCAGCAGGAGCUGCUCAUCAACUGUUGAACCAUUUCCAGUUGUUGCCUUGGACUCUUCGAUACUUGGGACUUAAUUUCUGCCCGCUGGCGUAGCCUGCUCGAAUCGAUCGACGCCCUGGACCGCAACAAAAUGCCGAAUAUCAAAAUAUUCAGUGGUAGUUCACAUCCUGAUCUGUCGCAGAAAAUAGCAGACCGACUGGGUCUCGAGCUGGGGAAGGUUGUUACGAAGAAAUUUAGCAACCAAGAAACAUGCGUGGAGAUAGGAGAGAGUGUACGUGGGGAAGAUGUCUACAUAGUGCAGAGUGGCUGUGGGGAGAUCAAUGACAAUUUGAUGGAGCUGCUGAUCAUGAUCAACGCCUGCAAGAUUGCCUCUGCCUCCAGGGUCACAGCUGUCAUCCCCUGCUUCCCAUACGCCCGUCAAGACAAGAAGGACAAGGUGGGGAGCCGUGCUCCUAUCUCUGCCAAGCUGGUGGCCAACAUGUUGUCUGUGUCAGGCGCAGACCAUAUCAUCACUAUGGAUUUGCACGCCUCACAGAUACAGGGAUUCUUUGAUAUCCCUGUUGACAACUUGUAUGCAGAGCCAGCUGUACUAAAGUGGAUUAAAGAGAACAUACCAGAGUGGAAAAAUUGCACCAUCGUCUCACCUGAUGCUGGAGGAGCAAAAAGGGUCACUUCAAUAGCAGACAGGCUGAAUGUGGACUUUGCACUUAUCCACAAAGAGAGGAAAAAGGCAAAUGAGGUGGACCGCAUGGUUCUUGUUGGAGAUGUGACGGAUCGGGUUGCCAUACUUGUAGAUGACAUGGCCGAUACAUGUGGCACAAUCUGCCAUGCUGCUGACAAACUUAUUUCUGCAGGUGCAACCAAGGUGUAUGCAAUCCUAACCCAUGGCAUCUUCUCUGGCCCUGCAAUAUCACGGAUAAACAAUGCAUGCUUUGAGGCUGUGGUGGUCACUAAUACAAUCCCUCAGGAGGAGAAGAUGAAGCAUUGUCCAAAAAUACAGGUUAUAGACAUCUCCAUGAUCCUUGCAGAGGCCAUCCGCAGAACUCACAACGGCGAGUCUGUGUCCUAUCUGUUCAGUCACGUCCCCUUGUAACAAAGUGUCAUGCAUCCACUUCUGCCUGUUACGCCAAAUAAGAGAAUAGGGAAUUCCCCACCUAAUACGCAACCAUUAGCAAAGAGGUUCUUUUAACUAGCCAUGAGAAAAUAGAAGGAACCGUCAUGUCUGUUACUACCGCUGACCCCACCCGUGUGAGCCCCUUUCCUUCUCCGCAGUGUCCAUGUCAAGGGCAGCAAAGCAACCGCAAUCUACCUAUUUAGGCCAGCGUAUUUAUUGUAUUUGGAUAAAUAGGUGUUUAUCCACUGUGAACUUUGUCUCACAUAUCAUAAAAUGUAUAAUCAGAGUUUCUCCUCCUGACCAUCUCGCCUCUCCAGGAGUCAUUUCAAUCUGUUUUCUAAGAGCUUAUAAACAUCUUCCCGGCGGUUUCCAGUGGUCAGGAGAAGCACCUGCCAUAUAAAGCUAUUACAGUGCUUUUUGUUACAAUAAACGGGUGUAGUUUUUCAAUGUUGCUCUUGUAUAUCUUGCUGUUUGAGAGAUUACAAUUAAUGAAGUGAAUGUGUAUUGAACUGCUGUACAGUGCCACUGAAGCUCCACUCAACCGAGAGUGCCUCAACAGUCUGAAAUGAAACAGCUUCUUCCUCCACUCCUUUUUUUCCUCCCUCCUUUUUAGCUGUUUUUAUUUUAUUUGUUCUCAUUAAUGAAGAAUUUAGAUGUGUCCAUCAGAAUGUAGGAAAUGUUUUGGAGUGUUCCUGUCAACUCUUGAGGUGCCCUCUUUGAGUGGGGUUUGCCCAGUGUCCAGGGUUCACCCUGUGUGGUUCUCCUUUUGAAGGUCUGUCUUUAUAGAAGCUGUGGGGUUUUUAGUUUGGGGUCUCUGCAGGCUGGAGCUUCCUUCAGAAAUGUUCACCUGCUUUUUUUGUGUGCUUUUUUUCCUGUGUUUUUAAAUGUUUUGGAGGAAGGUUUUGUGGUAUGUGUGCAUUUCAAGCCUUCAUGUUUACUUUUCCAGUAGGGUGAAUGCACCAAUCAUUUGAUGAUGCGUUCUUAAUCUAAUUAAAAUGAUUUAAAAUCGUAAUGCUGGU